Molecule: messenger RNA, 8749 nt
Organism: Lingula anatina
Lineage: Eukaryota; Metazoa; Brachiopoda; Lingulata; Lingulida; Lingulidae
Product: cytokine receptor
Molecular function (GO): protein binding
Source: RefSeq, a predicted model, not a curated record
UGAUCCUAUGGGCUUUCAACCAGGUCACAGUAUGUCUUUCUGCUGUCACCAUCUCCUGACUGGGUCACCACCACUACCAGAGGGAAUCACACACCAGAAGGGAUCCAUGCCAUCCUUGUCACCAGAUGGUCACGUCAUUGCUGAUUGCCUCCUCUGUCUCUUAGAGAGUACUCAGGCUAUGUUUCCAUUACACCUUCAGUGCUGUUAGAUCCAAGAUGACAACGUCCAUGUGACUCCAGAGCUGCCAUGAUGAUAUAUGUACUGAGCCUUUUUCUACUACUGCAGUUCUCUGUGGAUUCUUUUGUUAGUGGAUUUGAGGGAGAUGUGACACCUAAGGACCCCGUGGUUAUGGUAGGGGCAACCCUGAACCUCACCUGCUCCCUGGGGCAGCAGCACAAUGCUAGUGACAUUUACUUUACCAAGGGAACAAGGCGAUUCUCUAAUGCGAGUGUGACAGUUCUCUCCGAACAUGUGGCACGGUUAUCCAGGGAAGACAUGCAGCCGGAGGACACAGGAACUUACCAUUGUUAUGUGGCUGCUAGGGAUGGGCCAGGGGUUUGGAUAAACAGCCAGUAUGUGCAAGUUGGAUACCCACCUGACUCCCCAUCUAACUUGACGUGCAUUUCAUACAAUCAGGAAAACAUGACAUGUACAUGGAACACAGGGAGAACAACCUACCUCAAGACAACCUAUGAACUACUCUGGAGUAGAGACUCAAGGAAAAAAAAAACCUUUUCUCCUUGCCCACGGCCAUCCAUGAGCUCUUCAAGCUGUACAUGGGUCGAGAAUGAUAAACAGGAUACAUUCUGGCCAAACGCAGAAUAUUUUUUUAUUGUAAAUGCCUCAAAUGUUCUCGGUUCGAGGACUUUGCUUGAUGUACAGAAGGCAAAUGCAACUAUAGUGAAGCCCAACCCUGUGCGUAAUCUGACUGCAUUUCCGGUCAUUGGUAAGAGCAGUGCUUUAACAGUGCAGUGGCUUGCCCCCAAACUGGCCAUCUUGCUGGGACCUCCAGAAAUUGCCCCAGGCCUUGUUUACAGAUUGACUGGGACAUCUCAGUGGAACCACACAUGGGUCCGUAUUUUGACAGAAUUCAGAUACAACGAAAGUUUCUCCGUAGAGAUUGGAGGGUUAACUCCCUACACUGACUACAACAUCUCAGUGGCAGUGCAGCCAUUUGGUGGGAAAUACUGGAGUGAUGUGAUGGACACUACAGCACUUACAGCUGAGUCCAUUCCUGCUGCUCCUCCAGGGGUCACUAGCGGCUGCUUUCAACAUGACAUAAAAAAGCAAAACCUUUUUGUCUACUGGCAGGAAAUCCCUAGGCAGCAGCAGAAUGGCAUGAUACUGAAUUACAAGAUCUCUUGGAAUGAGACAUCCGUGACUGCAGUCAGCAACAGUUACCUGGCCCAGUACCCAUCCCGAGCUCGCUCCGUCCCAGAGGGGGAUGUUGGCACCUGGACGCUGAUUGAUAAUGCCAGUCCAAGGUCACUAUGGAUCAUUAAGGUUAACGCAGAGACGCGCAUUGGCAGAGCCACACGUGAUGCAGUGCUCACUAUAGCCCCACUGCAGACACGUCCUGGACCUCCGAGAGACCUGUACAUAGAAGUGUCUUCUGAUAAUGUGGCCUACUUGUACUGGAAACCCCCUGUAGAGAGAGAAGAAUUGGUGGUAGGGUACACUAUAUACUGGUGCUUGGGAAAAUAUACAGAGUUUGGAUGUCAGGGCAAUCUGUUGUGGCAGAAAGUACCUAGAAAUGUGACUUCCUACGAGCUCCAUGUGGCCGCCAGUGAGGAUGUAAGGAGAAACUACAGGUUUGCAGUGUCUGCAGACAGUGACCUCUAUAGCAGUGGAAUGGUCUGGCCACACGUCAAGUGCAACUAUCUCUAUGAUAAAGUUCCUGAUAUACACCCAGUUGGAUUCUCUCUAAAAGAGAAUGCACUGCAGAAAGAGAGAAGUCUAGAUGUAAAAUGGUUAGCACUGGAUUGCACCAGGGGGGCUUUUAGCAAAAUCUUGAACUAUACCAUAAGGAUUUGCGAAUAUCCUGAAGAAUGUAAAACAGGCAAGUAUUCCACGGUAUCAGUGCCACAUCAAGACAAGGACUAUGUCGACUAUAUCAUAGAAGGGUUGAAGCCAGCCACCCGUUAUGGUCUAGCUAUUCAGGCUGUCACUACAGCAGGUGGAGGUCGUUUUACAUCAUUUAAUGACACUUUGGCAUGGACUCAGCAGUCAGCUCCAAGCCUGCCCCCUGCAGGAUUGAGACAGAAGGCAGUUACCUCCAACUCUGUGACAUUGGCCUGGGAACCUAGUCCUGAACCCAAUGGAAAUGUUAGCAAAUACCAGUUAUAUGAGUUAGGACGGUCCAGUCCAGUGAUGACCACAAGGGGGGACGUGUUGACCGCUGUUGUUGACAACUUGGAGGGUUGGAAACGCUACCAAUUCAUGGUGACAGCUUGCACAGAUAAUGGCACCAAGUGCUCUGAGCUGUCCCCACCCUUGGAAGUGAAUACCACCAUUGGAGCUCCAGGUGUGAUAGAUAAUUUCAAGGUCCAGGUGACAGGCUCCACAGGUCAGAUAGCCUCCGUCACCUGGGACCCACCGCCUAUAAGGAAUGGACCAAUCACAGGCUAUGUCUUGCACAUCAACUCAUCUGCCGGCUACCAGGAACAGUACAUAGACACCCUGACAGACAUGGAGAAGUAUCAGACACAUGACGGGAAGUUACACUCUCAAGUGAUGCCCUGUACGAAGGAGACAGUGCACAUGGCCAUUAACUUUAGCAUCCAAGCCAUCAACAGCCUGGAGCAGCGUGGACCACUCAGCCAUGUGGAAGAGACAUACAUGUGUCAGCUAACAGGACUGCCAGAUGGCGUAGUGGGUGGAAUUGUAGCUGGAUGUAUCAUAGGGGGUGUUUGCAUCGCCUUCCUCAUCUUCAUGGUUUACAGAACAAGUGCAUUUUGUAAGAAGAAGCUGACCAUCCCACCAGAAGAGAUACCUGAGCUCCCACCCCCUAUCAGUAUUGAUGAUCACUUUGAUUAUGACAGUGGAAACUAUAACAACAAUUCAAAGUUCUUGAUGUCAGAAAUAGAUGAAGGCAAACUUGGCUUCAGUGAUUUGGACCUUGUCAAGUUCAUGAAGCAAAACAGUAUUGACAGCGGCAUAUUCACUCCAAGCCCAGUGAGUGAGCAAGAGCGCCGAUUCAGUUUCAAUAGCUCUGGUAAUAGUGCCCAUGGCAGUGAAUCUAGCUCCCUGGACACCAUACAAGAGACGGGAGAAGGUCAGGAGGAAGUGGUGACACCUUUAGGUGACCAGGAUUACUUGGAUUAUUUAGAUGAAGAAGAUAAAAUGAAGGAUGCUGCAGAGCUAAAGAAAUUGACCAACCCAGGCAAGCAGCUGUCUCCAGUACGUAGUAUCUCCAGCGACAGUGGGAAUGGCAGCAGCUCAGAUUACUACUAUUCCAAGAUGGCCGUGAACAGCCUGACUGGCCAGCAGCACAAGGAUAGAGGCAUGGAAGAUGGUCAGAUGGAGAAACAACGACCUCAAAAUGAAAAAGAGAAACGGAAGCUUUGCACUAGUGUCAUCCCUGUCCAUCAGCCUGAAGUAAUAGUGGCACAUGCCCAGUUAGUGUUAGCCAACGGCAUACCCCUCACAGCAAGAGGAGGCCAGGGAGAAGAUAACAGGCUUGAAUUACAUUCCAAAUCAAAGAACCUUGCCAAUGUGGGUAUGGCCAAAACCCCAUCUACAAAUCGCCCCGAGAUUGAGUGUAAGGAAGAGAGUGCCAAGAAGUCAGCACAAAAAAGCACAAUUUCAGAAAGCAGUUCAUCAGGGAUGGGAUACUCUCAGUUUGGCCUUGGUGAGGCUAUGAAAGGAACUGAUGCUGACCCAGAUGUGGGCGUUGGUGAAGGUAAAGACACUCAGUCAGAGAAUGGCCAGGGUAAGGGUAUCCGAGAUGGUGAUUUGGGUUCAGAGGGUGACCAGGAGUCUUGGCAAAGUGAUAGCCAGCAGAGUGGAUGGUACAGAGAGAACAGUAAGGAAGAUGAAAAGGUGGCAGAAGAAGAUGAGGAGGAAGAGUGUGCCCAUGCUAACAUUCCCCUUUUGUCCCAGCACCCCUCCCCAAGCCCUCCACCUCUCCAGGAUCUCAGUGAAAGUGAAGACUGCGAGGCAGCAUCUCCAUUGCUAGACAACUCUUCUAACUCCACAUGCUGCAGUGGUGGUAACUUCCAAGAUGGCUGUCAAGUAACAGAUCAGCCUCCUCCGCUUUUCUCAACAACCCUGGGAUCUGGUUAUGUCACACAGGAGGAUAUCAUCACCAAUGGAAUCACUUGCCCCAGUGGAUAUGUAGCCAACUGCUAACAGGGAAUGUUUAAAAAAAAUGAAAUUUUUACUCGAUUUUGUAUAAUGUGCCAGUGCCCAUAUUGUUGCCAUAGAAUAUACACAAAUAUAAAUUUCUCUGUGUUCCUUUGUAAAUGUUGUUUUCUGAUGCAUUUGUACAGAGACUAAGGGGAUAUUAUGUUUCCAUCUGGGCAACCCAUUGGAUAUAGUUUUUGAUCUAGUAUUGAGCAUUCUUUGUGCAUUAUUGCUUUUAGGUUAAGCAAAUCAGAAUUAAUUUGAAAUAUUCAUUCAUAGAGCCCAGUCAUAUUACUGACCUUUGAGUCUAAUUUAUUCAUGGUUCUGUAUUCCAGCACAUAGGUAUUGUAUGUGCCAUUUAUCAAAAAGAUUGUGAUGAUUAAACCUACUUUUAGGUCGCUAAUUCCCCUAGCUCCCAGUCCAUGAAAGAAAUGUUUUCUUCUAUUCAUAUAUUGCCAUUCCCAUAACUAGGCAGUAAUUAACUGUAAAUAAUUAUGCUUAUAUUAUUAAGCCACCAUUAUGACUGGCUAAUCAGGUUGUGCAUGUUUAUGUAUUUAAUAUCUUCUUUUUUUUUUUCAUGUGCAUUCAGUAGCAUUUCACUUUAAAAUUGUCUCAUAUUGUUAUCGUUUUGGGGGGUAUUUCAGUGACUGAAUAUUAUUGUGAUUAAUGUAUUUUUUCACAAAAAAAUUAGUUGUAAUUUGUACAGCAGAUGAACAAGGAGACAGUGGCCAGUAUGUUGUCAGCUAAGAUAUGCCACUUACUGUUAGAUUUGAUGUUGUUGAUUUUAUGUUAUAUAUUGUUUAUGUAGUAAAGAGCUUUUUUUAUUUUUUAUUUAUUUAUUUAUUUAUUUUGCUUGUAACAAAGGCUUGGUGCUAUUUCAAGUCUUGGAUACUUUGUUGAAAAUUCAAAAAUCUAUUUUGAUGUAUAGAUAAGGCCAGUAAAAUUGAUUUUAAUAUUUUUCUAAUUGGGUAACUUUAUCUGUAGUCUUCUAUUAUUUUUUGCUAUAACUGCAAUGGAUCUACUAGCAAUUCUCUUAACUUGAUAUUAUUUUUCAUAUCAAGCUCGAAUUCAAGCUUUACCUCUAAGUCAUGGUUUUACUAAUUUGAUGGAAGAGCCAGUAUAUUGCAAUGAACCAUAUAUACCAAGUCAACCUAUGUUUUCAUCAAACAAAGUUUAUAUGUUGUUUUUUAUUUCCCUGUGGCCAGUAGUAGCAAUAUGUGUUUUCACGUUGCUCUCCCUCAGAGUGCACUUGAUGUAAGAAAAUGAUGUAACAAACUUUCUUUGUCAGUCAUCAUGUGCUACCAGGUACCCAUUGCCAGUCCAGUUCAGGAACUUGUAAUAUUGUUGGUAAUUUAUGCUCAUUGCAUGUAAACUUUUUGUUACUGUAAGUUGUAUCUGAAUGAAGCUUGUAACACUUGCUUUCAGUGCCUUGAGAAUUGACCUUUUUCAUCUUAAGAGUCCUUUAUAGUGAAUUGUUGGCGUCAUUGAAAGUUAGAUUGCUAAUAUUUGCAUCAAUAAUUUGUAGGUCAGUGUCUGGUUUGCUCAAACUAUUUGUAACUUGUAAAAUACAUUUACAUAUUAAUCAAACUUCAGAGGGUUGCAACUCGUAAAUAAAUAUAUACUCUGUGGAAAUUAGAGGUUUGUGAGACUUUGGUGUCAGUCUUUAAGAGCUCAUAAAACAGGAUAUCAGUUAAUCAGAGUUGUCAUAUAUAUAUAUAUUGUUAUGAUUUAUUUUCUUAUUUAAUAUACAAAUGUGUUAUAUGUUCCAGGUGAUGAGUAAUGGCAACAGGUGAUUGUGAUUUAUAAUGUAGAUUUUGUAUUGUAAGGUUCUAGCAGCAUAGUUUUGCUCUGAGAGUUAAGGUUGGCGAUAAAACAAGAUAUGAAGAUGUCUCGAAACAAUAUUUUUUUGUUUUUAAUUAACAUUAUUCGGUUGUUGUAGAGGUGCAAAGUAUCUUGUUAACACAGUGGGGCUUUAUUUGUGUAAUUUUUGCUAUUUUUGUUGUGAUUCUGUAACUAAAAAUUGCUUUAUAUUGUAUUUUGCUGUUAUUAACUUGAUUGAAAUGGGAGAAAUGAAGCAAUUGACUGUGAUGAAAGUUAUAGCUAAGUUGAUGUAAGGACAUUAUAUAAGGACAGACAGCACGUAACUGUUUUUCCUGCUGUGCAUUUUACAGUUUGUUUUAUUUUUCGUCUUUAACUCAACAUUUAAAUAUAGAGGUAAAAUUUGUGAUAUUUUGAAUUAAGCAAAAUAUAUAGAAUUUCUGUAUCAUAUUUCCACAUUUUUAAGGACCACACAUGGAAAUUUUGUUGUUUUGUGUCUUAAAUCUUAGCAGUUUCUUUGGAGAGUCUUGUUCAAAUGGAAAAGCCAUGAUGAUUAUAUCACCUUAAAAUAACAUUAAAUAUAAAGUGAAAAUACAGGGAGCACAAGUAACUUCACUUUAAGUCAGUAAAGAAAAACAGUUGCUUUAAACAUACUUUUUAGUAUUUUUGGAGGUGUUAAGUUGAUCGGAUUGAUAGUUCAAAUGUACCAGGAAAUGGUUCAGAAUAAUUUGAGGGUUGUUCCUAAAUAAAGAAACUGGUGCCGCUUUAUUUCAAAGAAUUUUCUCUCUAAAAGUGGUUAGUAGAUGUGAUUUGUGGUGUUAGCCUGUUACUUGGCAACAUAAAAGAGGCUCAGAUUUCACACCUUUAAGUAUACAUGGUAUGAAAAUGUGUGUUUGUCUCAAGAAAUUUCAGUUGAAGUUACGGGUUCAGUUUUUCUGUUCAUUACAUCUUUAACAUUCUGUUAUGAAUGAUCAUUUAAAGAGCAUUUCACCUGCAAGCAAAAAUAUGAAAACUGAAACUGUGCCUUUUUAAUGUUCACUGCCAAUGCUGCACAGGCUGAAAACUGCUCAAGUUUCCUCUGUAAUUUUGCACUGAUGAAAAAUAGGCAAAAAAAAAAAAAGAAAUGUUGACCGGUUUUGUUUGCAAACAGUAUAUAUUUGUCUUCUCUAUGAUAUAAAAUGUAAUGUUCAUUAUGUAGUAAAUACAAGGGCUUGGUAAAUUUACAAUUUAGACAAUUUUUGUAGGAUUAUGAAGAGUCCUUACAUGAGACUCCAUCAUUAUGGGUUUUAGUUUCCCAUUAACAAAGAAAAAAAAAAUGACACAAGUUAAACAUAGCUUACAUAAACAUGUAUGUCAAAUUUUGAUUAGAAAUACAUUUUUGAAAAUGGUUUCUCACCACAUGUAGCAAAGUAAGUAGUUCUGCUCAUCUGAGCAAUGGUUGCGAUUUCCUGAAAUGAGCUUUUUUAAAUGACUUUUCUCAAAUUCUGUUUAGUAGCUUGUUUUCUUCUCACGUCCUUGAAGAUGUUGAAAUGCCAGGUGGCAGUAAUGCAGUUUAACUUUCAGUUGGUUUUGAAGUAAUGUUUGUACCGGUCAAAGUUGUCAACAAGGAGGCACCUGCUUCAUUUUAAAUGUCAGUCACUUCUACUGUGCUUUAUGAAAUUGAGGUUUUUAUUACAGGAAGGAUAAUUUUAGAAUGUAGCCUAUAAGCAAAAAUAAAGCAAACAGUAGGCAAAUACUCAAUUGUUGGGUUUUCUAUUUUUUGUGGUCCUUAAAUUGAGCUAAUCACUUCAAAUGUGUCUUUUACAAAAUAAAGAGAAAGCAGUAGCAAUUCCUUUUCACUAAAAACAUCUGACUUUACAUAUCAUUGGAAGAUUAACAAUACACAAAUUACAACACAAAAAAUAAAAAUCCAUUACAGUGGGGGAGUACUCUAAGUUAUCUUCAACUCUUUAGUUCCAAGUAUACGCAUCCAAUACCACAAGCAGGUCACUAUCUUCAAAUUCAUAAAUUCCCGCAACCAACCAGGGGAUAAUAAGGCAUAAGUAAUUCAAAGCAAUAUUCAAUAGUACUGACAUCAUCACAGUUCUAGGGUUUUAUCACUCAAGUUGAAACACGUGUGGGGAAGCAAAUGGGAUUUUCAGUGUCAAAAAUUUUCUGUUCAAACGUGAAAAACACUUCACAACUUUUACAUAAUAAGGAAUUAAAUUUAUAUCCUCUGCCAAGAAAUACCAGUAAAGCAAGGAUAAAAUGUAUGCAACAGUCUCUUAGACUUUGGCCAAGUAAUGUGAUAUGAAAAGAAAUUUUAAAAAUUUGAGUUUGAAACUGGGUCUAAUGAUGGUCAGUAAGCAUUUAUUUGUAUUGUUGAAUACACCUUUUUCCAUGCUGAAGUGCACUAUAUUCUGUUCUUUCAAGCACAGCUGUUACAGUUACUGCCUUUGUAUAAUACCAUUUUUUUAUAUAUCUGAACUUAGAAUACUGAAAGUAGAAUAAAAAAAACCCUCCGAAAUCCUUCACAGCCUUCUGUUUUCACCUUUUAAACUACCAAAUUCGGCAGAACCUCACACACACACACACAUAAAAAAAAAAA